Molecule: messenger RNA, 198 nt
Organism: Alternaria arborescens
Lineage: Eukaryota; Fungi; Ascomycota; Dothideomycetes; Pleosporales; Pleosporaceae
Exons: 1
Coding region: 1-198 (65 amino acids)
Source: RefSeq, a predicted model, not a curated record
AUGUCUUUUCCGCCUAUUCGAUUCGCUCCUUUCCAAUUGUCGAGCGCACCUUCAUCAAGUCAAGCAAACACGCAACAACCUGCCCGGCAGCCACAGACGCCAGCGACGUCCGGUACAUCUGCAAAUUCCAACACAUCGGAAGACUCUACAUCAAAUACGGCCAGUUCAGAUACGACAGACUCGCAGAAUGCGAAGUGA